AUGAUGUUCCAACGAGAUUCCAGCAGAAUCGCAAACUACGUAUGCAUUCUGCUUGUCCUUCAAUACAGAUGCCUUGUUCAAGCAGAGAGCUUCACCUAUCCGACAGCAACCGAAUAUGAAUUCAUCGUGGGAGACCUGGUCAAUGUAUCAUGGGAUGUGGUGACAUCGCGCGUUUCUCUCUAUGAAGUGUGCAACACCAAGAUAUCUCUGCUAUUAAACGUCACCAACCCCUACAGCUACGUCUGGAACGCAACCCGCGACAACUACAGAGAGUCCGGCUGCGCGUUCGAGCUCGAUUCACUGGACAUGUUCGGUAAUCUUGACCCACCAGUACUCACCAGUGUCAAGUUCGGUGUGAGCAAGCGUCAGAAAGAUGACCCCCCACCCGAAUUUUACAACAUGUACGACCCGACCAGCAGCACUUCUAGCAGCACUUCCAGCACUACUUCUGCAACAUCCACAUCUACGUCCUCUUCACAUGGUACCAGCACCGCGGUGGCCGAGACAACAGCAGCGUCCUCUAUCCCCUCUACUGCCGAUAAUAGCAGUGGUCUUACUGUCGCACAGAAAGUUGGGAUUGGUCUCGGGGUCCCGCUAGGAGUGUUGGCUAUGUCCAUCAUUGGGGCAUUAAUCUUUUUGUAUCGCCGUCGAUCGCAAAGAGCGAGGGGGUUGGACGAGACUCCAAAUUCGGAUGAACCAACACCCUCUGUGAUGGUUGGCGCGGCAAAGGAUACCUUGGAUACUCGCAUGUCCAGGGCGGAAACAGUAAUCGCGGAACUGCCUUCUCCGUCUUUCGACACGGAAGGUAUAGAAGAGGUGUCAAAUCAUAGACCGGUGAGCGAGAUAAUGGGAACGCCUCGGAAUGAGCUUGGUGCGUGA
This is a messenger RNA of Aspergillus welwitschiae, 879 nucleotides long. RefSeq names its product EGFR-like transmembrane domain-containing protein. The transcript is spliced from 2 exons. The record is from RefSeq and is a predicted model, not a curated record. NCBI's taxonomy places the organism in Eukaryota, Fungi, Ascomycota, Eurotiomycetes, Eurotiales, Aspergillaceae. Bases 1 to 879 code for a protein of 292 amino acids.